Molecule: messenger RNA, 3024 nt
Organism: Phyllotreta striolata
Lineage: Eukaryota; Metazoa; Arthropoda; Insecta; Coleoptera; Chrysomelidae
Source: the annotation of a GenBank genome assembly
AAACCUUUAUUCCGAUUCCAGGCAAUAUUCCCUCGGUUGAAAUCACCAACAUCAUUCGGUGUUGCUAAUAGUUCCUAAGUUAAACAUAUUUAUGUUUAUCUAGGGCACUAUGCGUCUCUGUGCAUGGUUAUUGCUGAUUAUAGCAGUACUAAGAGACUCCAAAGGUCAAGAUGAUUCUCUGCGUAGUGCUGUCGAAGCACUUGGUCAACGCCAAAGGGAACUAGACUACGAGGACAACGCUGAGUAUGGAUACACUCUGGAGCGCCCCGAAGACCUGGUGUUCCUCAAACCAUCCGGCUACGGGAGAGACAGGAACUACUACGAGCGCGCUCUCGGUUUGAACUACUUGGACGACGACGUGGAGGUGAGCAAGAGGAUAUCUUCGGCUUUCCGCGAACGCGUCGAAGAAGACAACCAGCGGCAGCAGCUGGAGGAGAUGGCCGAGAAUUUGAUCAACAACAUGGACAACAGAGGUAGCUACAACGUCGAAAGCGAAGACUACGACGACAUCGUCAAAGAAUUGUGGGACAAGUACAAAAGACCUAACAAAGUCUACGCGACGACGGUGAACAAACGAUGGAUGCUUCCCAGAUUCGGUCUGGACGGUGCCGGAUUGAAAAAACGAAAUUCGUACGGUGCACCGAGCGGUGAGUAUUACGACGACACUUACGCUUCCAACGACGACGUUUACGACGACGACGACGAAGAAUACCAAUAUUUGAAGAAGAGAUACGGCCAGAAUAAAUCCAACAAGGCCAGACGGUACUAUUCGAAAGCCUACUCCGGAGCUAAACGUUUCCCGGUAACCAAACGCAGCAGCGACAACGCGGAAAUUCACGAACGCAAGCGUUCUACAACCAAAAAACAAACCGACCCCAAAGUCGAGAAAGAACUCAGCAACAUCUUCGGAGGCGGCAAAUCCGAAGAAACCACCAUCACACCGGUUACUAAACCGCCUAACGCAACAAAACCGACCAUCAAAAUCGAUAACAUGAUGCUGAAAGCUCCGACCAACAAAAAACCGAGCUCGGUCAACAAAGAGGUAGCCGCGAUCAGCGCGAACCCUCCGGAGAAACCGCUCCAGAUCAAGAAGAAAUCAAUCGAUUGGUCCGAUUACUUCGGCUUGGACAGGCGCAAGAAAUCCUCCGAGCCCGACGACCUCGACAAGGAAUGGCUGAUCGAGAGAUACCACAAAUCGAUGAACAAGAAGCGGAGCGGCGACCAGCAAGGGUCGCCGUUCCGCGGGCGCGACGACCCGCGGAAGAAAUCGGCCGGCGGGGCGGAGAAGCCGCUCACCGACGAGCAGAAGAUCAACGACAUGGACUCCAAGCUGCGCGUGAUGGAGGACAAGAUCGUCGACGACGCGCUGAAGUUCACCGGGUCGCACGAGGGCGAGACGGACCCCAAGGAGGUGCAGGAGAUCAAGGACAAAGUCAUCUCGCGGCUCGCCGCCGCCUACAGCUUGGAGAAGAUGAGGACCGCUUUGGGGGAGUACAGGCUGGCUGUUGCCAAAGAGAGGGAGCGGCUGAAGAACAGGCGACCGGCGACUCCUGCGGGCGAUGAGGAUUAUUUGUUUUUGGAGGAGAAGCGGGCUUCUUUGCCGAGGAAACAUGUGGUGGAUAAAGACAGGGAGGAGAAUCCGGAGAGCGACAACAACAUCAAAUGUUCUGAUGAAGAUGAUGAUUGUCACGAGCAGAAUUAUAAAACUCCGAACGAGAUCAUCGAAAAUCACUAUGGAACGGAAGUAUGCCCGGCUAUUGUGAGAGUUUGCAGCGACGGUGCUGUGGUAGCUAGAGAAUACGGGCAGAUAUUCCGCACGGCUUGUCACGUGCACGAAAUGUGUUUGUUGUGUAGCAACAACAGCUGGUUUUCUCCGACGCGCCAGUGUCACUCCCUUUUCGCGGCGAAAGCUUUCGAUUUGUGCAAGGGCGAUCCUGAGUGUCAGAAGGUGGCCCAGCGUUCCCUUCGCUAUUUAAUCAAUGUAACCAGGUCCUUGCGCGCCGAGGACCCGUCUGCUAUUAACGACUGCGAGAGGUCCUGUCCAGAAACAGACGUAAUGCUAGAACCUGCAUCUAGAUAAAUUACUUGUCCAGAAAUAAUCGAUGUGUUUUGUAUCCAUGUGAUUUUGCAUCAGACUUCAAAGUACGUUUAAGUAGUCAAAUUGCAUACUAAAUCAUUUUAGCUACAGUGUAUCUCUAAAAGGUAAAACUAUAAUAUAAAUAUUUAAGGAGGGCCAAAAGUGCAAGCGGUAAGAAAUAUUUUUAGAGAUGUACGUUAGUGUUAAGUGCUGGUAUUUUCGGGGUACACUGUGUUGUAGAUUAGAUGUUUGGGUUUUUAUCGACUUAGGUUUUUCAAUUUUUAUAUGCUGAAACUUUUGACAAUAAAAUUAUAACCACUAUUUUGAAGGGGUUAACUUGCAAAGUGUCCCCUUCAAUUAACUUGUGUAUUGCAAAAUGUUAAUCAGUUGAAUUUUAACAAUUUUCUUGUGGGAAAAGCUACGGUUGUUAACGAGUUAGAAAUUGGAUGAGGUAACACAUUUAGUAUGUGACAGUUGACAAUAAUUGCAAAAAUGAAUGCUAGAGGUAAAAAUUGCAAAAGGGUGUAAAUUCGUGGUGUAAAAUUAUCUUUCGACAGGCAACUUUACAUAACAACUUUAAAGUACAUAUCAUACUUACACCGAUGUCUCUAUAAAACACACUAUACACCUGGGAAGGUGAUUUUAAUCGUGGAAUUACAUCGAAUACGAUUUACGCUAAUUUAAGGAAGUGAGAUGUGGUAAUUUGCACUAGUUAUCUUACUUCGAAAAGUCUCCUGCUUUUUGGUUUGAUUUAAAAUUACAUGGAAACUGAUAUUUUCCUGAAAAUGGCUGACAAAUAUUUGUCCUCCGGUUUGUAAUAUCGAGAUACUCUUAUUCGAUCCUUGUUGUAUCUGUCAGAUGUUAAAAAAUCGUUCAAGCUAUUAUCAUUGUAAUCUUGUAUGUACCUAUAGUUAAAUGUAGCUUCAAAAGAAGUAUUUGAAAUUGUU